AUGCUCGGUCUACGAUACUGCGACUUCUGCUGCGACUCGGACUGCGGCUACUACGACGUCUGCGGCGGCGCGGAGAGCGACUCGCGCUGCGUCGGGAUCUGCUGCGAUCCAUCGAGGGAGGCCAAAAAGAAGUUGUCAAAAGCAGCGGCCGCUGCGCGCCGCGAGCUCGAGUCCCAACGCGCCGCCGUUACUGGUGGCGGCAAUGAUAACGCCGUUCUCAGACAACAGGAAGAAGAGCCCCAAACCACGCAAGUCGCUAUACCGCCCCAAGGCGGCCAGCAGGAAAACGCCGCCAACGCUGCCAUCUCCAGUACCAGAGGCUCUUCGCGUUCCUGUGGAGGACGCUUCGGUGCUGCUGCAGAGGCUCAAUACAACAUCAACGAGAAGCUGUGGAGAAGCUGGUACCGUGACAUUGAGGGCCAGUCGUUGUUGGUGUUGAAAGCUUGCUCGGCGUUUUACUCGAGUCUUAUGGACGGCCUACAGAGCUCAUUGCGAACACGUGGCCGCCAGCCGGAACAUCUAGAUGGGUUAAAGCACUCGUUACAGCAGUCGCUAAUUGCUCUUGGAGAUGUGGCGAGAUACGAGCAGAACCAAUUUGGGAAAGAACGUCGGGACUGGAGCGAGGCUCGGACAUAUUACCAGCAGGCCUUGGAAGUGGCCCCGUCCAACGGCAAGGUGUACAAUCAACUAGGAUUGCUCGCAGUGCUUGAAGGAAAACUGCUGAAUGGAGCUUACCUGUACGCUCGUAGUCUCACGUGCGCGAAUCCUUUUGCCACUAGUGGCAACUUACUUCAUGUGCUGCAGCGUGGGAGGGAUGCAGGGAAGCAGCUUCAAGUCCAACAAGAGACACCAGGAGGUUCUUAUAAUACUUGUGAGGCGAUGGAGACCUACUCGACACGUGUGCUUUCGUGUCUUCAUAUGUUUCAGAUUGGAGAAGGUGGCAAGAAGGAGUGGGACGCAGCCUUGGAACGUAAGCAAUCUGCGCUUAUUCAGCUACUGAAUGCCUGCGAUGAAGAAGACGAGACGAUGCCGAUUGAUGGUCCUCUGUUAGAGGCAUUAUCCAGGAUGCUGACUCGAACUGUGUGCUUGUCAAUCGUGCUCGCUCACAACAACGUUGGGAAAACGAGUCGCCAAACGCUCGACGACGCCUUUCAAAGAUUGAGUAAGAGUGAAUUGACCAAGAAGGCGCUGGCAGUUGGCCACGUGACGGCUUGCGCGGAAUCUACUCGGACCAAGUACUUCGCUAAUGCUCUAUUGCCAGCACUGAAUAUUUUCCUGGAUUGGCUGCAUCUGCACCAAGGUCUCGUGCUCGAGCCAAACGCGUCUUCAAAAGCGCUACAGGAAGAAUGCGUGGCGUUGUCCCGCAUCUUGUCAGCGAAUGGGUUCAUUGAGCGCAGCUUGUGUUGCGCACAGAAGCGUGAAGGUAAUCUGUUCAACGCCAUAUUGCCAGAAGAUCGCGAGCUGAACGGAUUUUUGCCUUACAAGAAGGCUCUUUACUCUCGAUUCCCUGAAGAACUCACACUAGAAACGAAGGUGUCUCGACAACUGACGGAAGAGGAUCGGCUGGUGCUACGUGCAACGCGAUUCAUGGCUUCUAGCGAGAAGUUUGUGUUGUCUAGAGAAACGCCAGCCCCGAUUUAUUCUGUGCAGGCUGGGGAUACUUGCAAGCCACGCAGUUGUAAGAACUCAGGGCUAAAAACUCCAUCAAAAGCGACAAAGACGAUUACGAAAGCGGAUCCGCUUGCGAUCGAUCCUGUCCUCGCAGGUCGCCUGUGCAUCUCGUGCAGCAAUACCAGCUCAUUUUCAGAUGGAGAGUGCGAAUAUUGUGGUUACGAAGACGACAUUGACGCUACGUCAAACGACGGAAAGGAUGCAGUGCAGCAACCUUCGUGGGUCCAGGGGUACGACUUGGCGUGCAACAAUUACGAUUUUAGUCCGAAAAGGAUUUCAGCGUCGCCUCGUUCUUCACCCGCUCGUGGCACACGCCCCAUUUCCUCGGCCUCGUCUACCCCAGCUUCGUCUCCCCAGUCGGACUCCUCAUAUUCACCACCACAAAAAGUCGAGCCGGACUUUAAGACUAUCAUGUCCAUCGGAGCUGAGUAUGCUGACUUCCGAGACACUUUGAAUGCUAACAAGGAUCAGCAGCACUUGAUCGUGAUUGACGCGCCUAAUGUUGCAAUGCGUCAUGGCAAGGGCAAAGUCUUCUCGUGUACUGGGAUUGAGCUGGCUGUCAACUAUUUUCAAGCGCUUGGUCACCGUGUAGUCGCGUUCAUCCCCGAUUAUAUGCUGCAGUCCGACGAAGAGCGUGCCGAACGCGAAGAGCAGGGCGAGGUCCUCACCACCGCGAAAAUCCCUGAUGAUGUUGCGUUACUGGAGCGUCUUAUGCACAAAGGGGUGCUGAUCCCCACGCCACCGCAGGAUUACGAUGACUCGUACACGAUCCAGUACGCUGGCCUACACAGCGGAUAUGUAGUGACGAACGACUUGUUCCGAGACCACAUUGUCAACAUGGCGGGGCCUCGAGAGCGCAAAGUGGCCAUGCGUGCGUGGCUGCGAACCCACCAGAUCUCGUACUCGUGGAUACGAAACGAGUUUUUGCCCAACCCAAACUUUCGCUUUCCCGAUGGUGCGUUCUGAAGUUCACAAACACGCCAAAACCGGCUUGAGACGAGCCACCUGAUCACUUCAAGGUGAGAAUGCAUCCUGUGGGCAUCCGCUAGGGUACGCGAGGUUAGGCUCAGGCCCGGACUGUCGCUAUCAUAGUGAGACUGGAGAGGCAAACCAUUUCCCAACCGCCGAAGCCCUCUGGCCAAACACAUGUAGUGGUCCAAGUGAGGACGACGACCCGAUUCCAUUCGACCCCAGACACUCACACUACUCCAGUACAUGCAUGUACAAGCAGUAGCUUCUUACA
Messenger RNA from Phytophthora infestans T30-4, 2914 nucleotides. RefSeq lists its product as uncharacterized. The record is from RefSeq and is a predicted model, not a curated record. Gene Ontology annotation, biological process: nuclear-transcribed mRNA catabolic process, nonsense-mediated decay. Gene Ontology annotation, cellular component: telomerase holoenzyme complex. Lineage: Eukaryota; Oomycota; Peronosporomycetes; Peronosporales; Peronosporaceae. The transcript has 5 exons. Bases 1 to 2637 code for a protein of 878 amino acids. Gene Ontology annotation, molecular function: telomeric repeat DNA binding; telomerase RNA binding; protein binding.